AGACCAACGCUCUAACCAGCUGAGCCACAAAGACUGGAUUAGGUAUCUGGAUCCGGAUUACACCGGAUUACACCGAGGUACCCUUUAGGAUCAAGCCAUUGAGGCUUGGGAUUGAUUUGAAGAGUUUCCAAUAGACUCUUAAGUAUUCGACUAUUUUCGAAAAUAAAUUGAAGAGAAACUUCAAAGCGAAUUUCGAAAAUUUUAUCUUAUCGUUAUUACCUAAUGUUAAUAUUGUUUUACUGCAUUUGAAACUUGGGAUAUGUGCAUUGAACCAAGAACACUCACGUCAUUUUUUUCUAAACCCCUCCAUAGAGCUGCGCAACCCCUCCAACGUUACACUACGGUUUAUUCUGUCGCAAAAUUCUCAGCACCUAAGAUACGAACUUUUUUUUUCAGCUCAUAGAAAAUACACGGUUGGAUUUGAGAGCUACCUCAUAAUAUAACUACCUAACCUGUCUAGGUACCUAUACACUAUACAUCUCAGUAUAUUACUAAAAUGCCUACGGAAUUAGAGGAGUUGGUCGGCUUCAUCGCCAAUCCUAGGCCUGAGAUUCGCGGUCUUGCGAUGGAGCAUCUAGUUCCCUAUUCGACGUCACAGCCCAGUAUCUUCAAGGCCGAUAAUCUCCAGCCUGUAAAAAAUUUGAAGCUUUUAAUAAAGGAUCAUCCGAGAAUUGCCGAGCAUGUUAUAACCAUUCUCAUCAAUCUUGCGGCCGAUCGAGAAAUUCUCGAAAGCUUAGGCACGGACGAAAAAUUCUUGGACGAGGUCCUUAGACAGAUUAUUAUUCCAACCGAACCAAACGCAAACCUCCUUUCUAUGCUUUUGGCAAACCUUGCAAAAUGGGACUCUAUAAAGAGAGUCUUAACUAAGAAGCAGCCAUCGCCGGCUGAGCUUGGAUCAAAUGAGCUUAUUUUGAACCAGCUAGUCGAUUUAUUCGUCAAAGGCGCAGACGGGUCGUACAACAAGAACGCAGACUUCGAUCAUCUAGCUUACCUCUUCGCUGACCUAACGAAACAUGCCGAGAUACGGCAGUAUUUCGUGCAGAAGCAAGAUUACGAUGGGGUAAUACCCAUCACGAAACUGAAGGUUUUCACCGAGUAUAAGUCGAACGUUAGGCGGAAGGGAGUCGCUUCCACCCUGAAAAACGUUGCUUUUGACGUGCCUUCACACCCACUGUUCCUAUCGGAGGACGAUAUCGAUAUCUUGCCAUAUGUCCUGUUACCUAUAAUGGGGAACGAGGAGUACGACGAGGAGGAAAUGAUGUCAAUGCUUCCUGACCUUCAGCUUCUCCCCCCUGAUAAGCAGCGUGAUAGUGAUCCGAACAUCAUCCAAACGCAUGUGGAGACACUACUACUUCUGUCGAGCACUAGGGAAGGCAGAGACCACAUGCGUAAUGUUAAGGUGUAUCCGAUCAUUCGAGAAACACAUUUGCGUGUUGAUGAUGAAGGCGUUAGAGAUGCCUGCGAGCGAUUAGUUCAGGUUCUGAUGCGGGAUGAAGCAGAGCCAGGUACAGAUGAUCGCAUUAAGGAAAUCGGUGACGAUGACGAUGACGACCAAAUUGUCGAGGUGUAGGUCACAGAGGAUAUGUGAACUUACCGAUGUACCAUUGGCAAAUCUGCUCCGCGUCUGCUGAGAAUUAUCAGGGUCUAGGGAGAGCUAUUCGAGCUGUUUGGCUACACCCAUCAAAGUGGCCACUAACCUAGUGAUCUUCCUCAAAGCAAC
Molecule: messenger RNA, 1720 nt
Organism: Daldinia caldariorum
Lineage: Eukaryota; Fungi; Ascomycota; Sordariomycetes; Xylariales; Hypoxylaceae
Product: DUF383-domain-containing protein
Exons: 4
Coding region: 497-1570 (357 amino acids)
Source: RefSeq, a predicted model, not a curated record